Leptomonas pyrrhocoris is the source of this 3917-nucleotide messenger RNA. RefSeq lists its product as hypothetical. The record is from RefSeq and is a predicted model, not a curated record. The coding region runs from base 231 to 3917 and encodes 1228 amino acids. NCBI's taxonomy places the organism in Eukaryota, Euglenozoa, Kinetoplastea, Trypanosomatida, Trypanosomatidae. The transcript has a single exon.
AGGUGGGAAAGGAAACACUCCAGCGGUCCGUCACACUCCCUCCUUUCCUCUCCCCUCCCCCCUUGACGAGCCGCUACACGUGUGCAGUCAUCAUGCUUGAGGGAUAAACGUGUGCACAACAGUCAUUAGAAGCUUUUGCUGCUCUGCCGCCUUACCAGCUUUGUUUACUCCAUUUAAAAGAAAGAGAAGAAAUCAUCCUUUGUUUUUCUAUCGGCGCUGAUUGAGUUGCCAUGCUUCUCGCCACCCCUCCCACGCCGGAGUCGAUCGAGUUCGAGGUGGAGGGGUCCGCCGACCGCACGACGAGCAGCGGCAUCGCGUUUACCGUAGAGGCAGGGAAUCGCGCUCCAUCAAACACACCACCGAAGCCCAACAGCACGGCCCACGCCAGCGCGGCGGCGGAGCGUGGAAGUCACCCCCACCCUUCACGGCUAUCACGGGCACGGAAAGCGACAGCGGCUGACCUCGACACCACCUCAUUCGCGUCUCUUCACUCGUCCUUGUCAGCAUCGCAGUCGGACACCUCCUCGCAGCGGACGCGCGGCUCCGCGCCGACUUCCUUCGUCUCGUCCUCUACCAUCCGCACCGCCUCCCUUUCGCACCCUCAUCCGCCGCAGCGCUUUGCCUCUCGUCAGACCUUCACCUCCAUCGUGUCUCCCGGCACGGCGCGCGACGUCUCCUUGGCGCGGGCUCGCAGUCCACGCGUGGCGGCGGUGUUGCGCGGCGGCGGUCCGCUCAGCCGUGGGCGACACAGCAUCAGCCCAAUGGCCCCCGACGCGCCCCGGGCACCCCCGGCGGAGCUGCAGGGCCCGCCGCGCUACCUGCGCGAGCGGGGGCUGACGCCGUCGCCGUCCGCCAUAGCAGCGAGGCGUCGCAGCAGUGCUCGUCGUGCCGCCGACGAGAAGCGGAAGGACUCAUCGAAUAGUACUCCAGAGAAGAAGAAGGGCAGGAAGGGCAGGAGGAGUGCGUCUCGCACGCCGUCGCCCGGGACGGUGUCCUCCGGCGGCAGCCGGGGUCGCCACUCGCAUCCCCUUUCGGGCCGCUCUCACGAGAAGGACCACAAGCACCGCCAUCACCAUAACAGGCAUCGAGAUGCCGCAGAACCAACAUCCAAGGCGAAGAGAAACGGCAAGAAGGAGAAGACGUCGGCGAGGGAGGCGCGGGUGCUGGGCCGAGGCACGGUGCUGGCGCCUGCCUGCGACACCGUGGACUCACAUAGCGCGGCGACAGCAGCAGCACCGUCAUUGCGGGGACCUCCGCUUACCGUACAACAGUUAGAGCAGCAGCAGCAGCAGCUGGGGUGGAACGCACGUGAUGCGUUGAGCUCGACGAGCUUCCAAAGUCUACACAGGCAAUCACCUCCCGUAGGAGGCAGAGACAGAGAAGGAGCGGCGAGGGGGGCCGACAUACGAGCACCACCGCCACGCGCCAACAGCCCGAGCAAUCGACUCAAUCCGCGUCCCUCCUUGGGUCCAGCGGGGAGAGAAAGCGCGAGAGAUCGUUCGCAAAGGACCCUCGACGAUGCCUCCAACAAACGCCGUGGUGGAAGCUGCAGCGGAUUGGACGAGGACACGGCGGUCGACCUCACGGUGCCAGUCUUAUCCGCUCACCACCGCGCUCGAACUGCGUGGCCGGCAUCCACCACGCGGCGAGGCAGCGGGCCGCCUGGCCCUGCCGCGUGGGAUAACGACCAGCGUCGCGGAUCUGGUGAUCCUCCGACCUCCAGCCGUUGUCGAUACGGAGGCUGUGACGACGACGGAGACGACGUUCACGCGAACGAUAGGGCACAGCGUAGUAGCAGCCGUACAGGUGUGGCGCCUCCUCCCGGUGCGUACUCGCUGCCGCCGUCCGCGCAACAGCAGCAGCCGGCUUUUCCCGACCCCGCCGAUUCGGUCCAGCACCCUUCUCAUCGGUUUGGCUUGCCAUCAUCAUCCGCAGGCGCUGGUGGUGGUGGAGCGCGCUUCAGUGCGUCACCGCAUCUGGCCGGGGCGUCGCCCAUCUUGGAUUCAUACGUGGCACAAUCCUUUAACAGUUCUCUUCCCGGCCACUCCACCGUGCUCGGUGGCGGUGGUGGCGCUCCAGCGACUUCCCACAGACAUGCGCGAGCAGCGGGUGUCAACUCCGCCCGCAAACGCAGUCUCCUGAAGCACAGCAAGCAGGACCAAGCGGAGGUGGAACUGGAGGUGGCGGUGUUAGCGGAGUCGGUGGAGGAGCUGCCGCCUACGGACACCCUUGAGCACUACGCUGCGCUUCUCCGGCGUUACGAAGCCCAGCAGCAGCAGCAGCAGCAGCGACGUGCGGCUCCCCAUGCGGACGACGGCGACAUUGCCUCCCUCUUCGGCCUCGUGGUGCACAUGGUGUUGCCCUCGCAGGCAACUCCAGCAGACGCGUUAAACGAGGAGGGUGCCGCACCGUCGUCGACCGAGGCAGCACAGCCGCCAUCGCCGGUGACCAUCGGUGCGGUGAAGGACGAGGUGGCGCUGCGCACUGGUAUUCCCGCGUUACAGCAGUGCCUCGUCUACGAGGCGAUGUCACUGCAGGACAGCCUUCCGGUGCACCUGCUGCUCUCCGCUGCGGCAGAUGACGAGGAGGAGGGGGAGGAAGGCGACGACGCAGAGGGGCGCCGCCUGCGUCUCCUCUGUGUGCCGCUGAAGGCGGAUGCGACGCCCACGUGGCCCUCACCGAGGCGUCGCUCCAGUGUUGCGGGUGCCGGCGCUGAGACGAGACACGUCAGAGCACCUGGCGGAAAUGAAAAGGAGGCAGACACCGCCAGCGACGACGUGGAUGACCUGACGUCGCUGCUGCUGCUCUCGCCGGUCCGCCAUGGCGUAUCCACCACCCAAACCGCACCGCAAGACCUGCCGGGCAGCACCACAGAAGCGGCACCGGUGGCACGUCGUGGAGCCGUCCCCUUCACGCUUUCCGACGGCACUAUCGCGAGUCCAGCCACAACAGCGUCGGCGACGGUGAAGAGGAUUCAAAACGAUGCCGCAGCGCAGCGUUCAGGCGCACCAGGCACGGCACAGGAAGCCGUCUCGCGGCACAUCGAUCGCCUGCGACGCCUUUAUCUGGAUGAUGGUAACCGUGACCCAAACGACGACGACGCCGCGGCAUCAGCAGCAGCAGCAGCCGUCAACACGAAUGGCUACGACGCCUCUUCUCCCCCAUCGAUGCUGCCUCCGCCGCGUGACUACCUUUUGCAUCCAGCAUAUCAGCUCAACCAAACAGGCGGCGUGGAGUCCGCAGACCCGGUCGUACACGCGCUGCAGCAGCGGCUCCUUCUGUCUGAGCUCACAGCCCCCUCCACUACCACCACCACCACCGGCACCGGCGGCAGUAGCCGCGCCAUCCCAGCGGUUUACCGCGGUGCUGCGGCUGCGGCUCUCAGCGACGCCCUCCUUGCAGCUCUUCCCGCCCCACCGGUGCGUCGACCCAACUCGCACAUCAGCGGCGGCGGCGUCGCUGUGGGUAGGGGAGGCGCUGACGGGGUUAUAUCGGGCUACUCAGCCCCCACAGCGGCGGCUUUGGCGGUGCAGCGCACACAACCAACGCGACGCCCAUCGACAGCAACGCCGACGAGCUCAACAGCAGCGGCGGCGGCGGCAGAAGCGGUGGCGCGGACACGCUUCGCCAUUCACCCGCUUCCCACAUCAACGAACGCACCGACUCCAACGCUAUCCGCGGCAACUGGGCCGACCGUGUCUUCCGCCGCUGUACAGCGGCGCACUGCACGGAGCGAGGGCUUUUACCCGCAGAAGUCGGCACUUCCGGACGCCAAGGCGAACGGGUCGCAGCGGGGCUCGGACACGGAGGACAGUUUCGGCGGUGGUGUCGACGCAAGUUGGCUCUCGUCGUCGCACGCCUCUGCGUACUCGGCCCGUGACGCCGGCGAGGUCGGUGUAGCGAUGUCGCCGUCAUAG